GCCCGACCCGAUUCACCGAAAGCCCAAGAUCAUGUAGAUGAGAGCUAUAUAAACUCCUUUAAACCCUUCCCAUCUUAGGGUUUCGUAUCAAUAAGAGUAGCAGAGCAGCUGUGGUUGUCUUGCAUCAGAGAAAAAUGGCGAGAAUCAAGGUCCACGAGCUGAGACAGAAAUCGAAGACGGAGCUGUUGAAUCAAUUGAAGGAUCUCAAGGCUGAGCUUGCUCUACUUCGCGUUGCCAAGGUCACCGGCGGUGCUCCUAACAAACUCUCCAAGAUUAAGGUGGUGAGGUUAUCUAUCGCCCAGGUCUUGACUGUGAUUUCCCAGAAGCAGAAGGCUGCUCUUAGGGAGGCAUACAAGAACAAGAAGUUCUUGCCCCUUGAUCUGCGUCCCAAGAAGACCAGAUCUAUCCGCAGGAAGCUAACUAAGCACCAGCAAUCCUUGAAGACAGAACGUGAGAAGAAGAGAGAAAUGUACUUCCCCAUGAGAAAGUAUGCAAUUAAGGUGUAAGGUGGUAGUCUUCACGAUAGACUGUUUUUAUUAUUUGCAAUUAUAAACCUAUUGGUUUACUAGAUUUUAUUUGAAUUUAUGUUUUGGUCUUAUGUUUGUAAACUGGGAACCGUGCACCUCACUAUUACCAGGAGCAAGAUUUAUGUUGACAUUUGAUUUCUUUUCAUGUUUAGUGAAUCCUUGUAGCACUA
Manihot esculenta (cassava) is the source of this 697-nucleotide messenger RNA. Its product is annotated as 60S ribosomal protein L35. NCBI's taxonomy places the organism in Eukaryota, Viridiplantae, Streptophyta, Magnoliopsida, Malpighiales, Euphorbiaceae. Gene Ontology annotation, cellular component: ribosome; cytosolic large ribosomal subunit. The record is from RefSeq and is a predicted model, not a curated record. Gene Ontology annotation, biological process: translation; maturation of LSU-rRNA from tricistronic rRNA transcript (SSU-rRNA, 5.8S rRNA, LSU-rRNA). Bases 135 to 506 code for a protein of 123 amino acids. Gene Ontology annotation, molecular function: mRNA binding; structural constituent of ribosome. The transcript is spliced from 4 exons.